AUGCAGAAAUUGACUCGUGUUUUCACCGCACCAACUUACACCGAGGCGGCCACUGCCACUGCCACUCAACGCUUCUUCGACGUCCCCGACUCCCACGGCCUGCACCUGGCCUACACCACAGAAGACCAUGCCGGAGACAUUGUCUUCAUCCACGGCCUAGGCGGCUCUCCUCGCAAGACGUGGUCACGCGGCCACGGCACCGGCGCCUUUUGGCCGCACUGGCUGAGCGACGACGGCCCUGCCGCGCCAUCGCCGCACGGCGACGGGGACGCCCUCUCGCGGUUCCGCCUCUGGGCAUUCGGCUACAACGCCAAGUUCAAAGGCCCGCAGACCAAUCUCGAAAUCGCCGACUUUGCUACAGACCUGCUGCUGCUGCUGUGCGGCGAGACGCGCAUCCGCGAGAGCGGCCGCCGCGGCCGCCGCAGCACGCCGAUCCUGCUAGUCGGGCACUCUCUCGGCGGGCUCGUGGCCAAGAAGGCGUGCGCGAUGCUGGCGGCGGCGGGGCACGCGGGGCCUUAUGCCGCGCUGCGCGGCCGCAUCAGGGGUAUUCUGUUCCUGGCGACGCCGCACCGGGGGUCGCCGUACGCGGGCGUGCUCAACAAUGUGCUGACGGUGGCGCCGGCGGCGGGCGGGGCGUCGUCGCAGCCGUACGUUGCGGAGCUGGCGGCAGGGUCGGCGGUGGUGCAGGGCAUAUCGAAUGAGUUUCAGGACGAGGCGCAGGGGAUGCUGCUGUGCUCGUUUUACGAGACAAAGAAGAUGAGGGUCGGCUUCACGUCCAUCAUGGUCGUCGAUGAAGCAUCGUCCGUCAUGGGCUAUGCGCAUGAAUUGUCCUAUGGGUUGGAGGCAGAUCAUCGUUCCAUCUGCAAGUAUCGCAGCAGGAAUGAUGAGAAUUUCUGCAAGGUCAAGGCUGUGCUGAAGAUGUGGACUUGCCAGCUCGUAUCGAUUAUCAGUCAGCAAGUUGUCCAGUUGCACGGCGAACGCUUUCCAUACCAGCUUCAUCCAUGCUGGGACUCGGCGAGCUUGGAAAGUCUCGACCCGAUGCACGUGGCACUGUUGAUGAGGCGGCUCUUGAAUGGCGACGAUACAGAGCCUGCUAUGAACCUAUAUCAGGCCUAA
Beauveria bassiana ARSEF 2860 is the source of this 1116-nucleotide messenger RNA. Its product is annotated as NACHT and WD domain protein. NCBI's taxonomy places the organism in Eukaryota, Fungi, Ascomycota, Sordariomycetes, Hypocreales, Cordycipitaceae. The record is from RefSeq and is a predicted model, not a curated record. The transcript is spliced from 3 exons. Bases 1 to 1116 code for a protein of 371 amino acids.